AUGGACGUAGGAGAGUUGUUAUCAUUUAAGCCCGAGCAAACUCCAAAGCGCCCGUCCGAUUUUGAACGGGAUCACCAUAAUGACGACGACGAUGAACACUCACCGGAACCGGAACCGGCCCGCAGCCAACCGCCGAAAAAAGUGCAUCGGUCCGAACAGAGCGCAAGUGCCCGUGAGCAUCCAGCUCUGCCUGCCAGGGAGCCGCAAAUUAGCGAAGAAGAGCGGUUAAACAUUCUAAAGUUUGUCGAAACGGAAGAACCGGACGGUGAGGUGCUGGAUGAGAGUGGGCUCAAAAAGAUGCUGCUGCUGUUCGAAAAGCGUGUCCUGAAAAAUCAAGAAAUGCGUAUCAAAUUCCCAGACAAUGCGGAAAAAUUUAUGGAAAGUGAGAUCGAGCUGAACGACGCCGUACAGGAGCUUCACGCGGUGGCUACGGUGCCCGAUCUGUAUCCACUGCUAGUCGAACUGAACGGUGUUGCCAGCUUGCUAGACCUGCUGUCUCACCAAAAUUCGGACAUCAGCGUGGCUGUUGUUAACCUACUGCAGGAGCUUACCGAUGUGGACAUUCUGCACGAGAGCCUGGACGGUACAGAAACACUGAUAGAAGCGCUCCGUAGUCAGCAGGCCGCGGGACUGUUGGUACAAAACCUGGAACGUUUGGAUGAGUCUGUGAAAGAGGAAGCGGACGGUGUCCACAAUACGCUGGCUAUCUUUGAAAAUCUCAUCGAAGUGAGGGCCGACAUCGCCAAGGAGGUGACCGAUCAGGGUUUGCUGCAGUGGAUUAUGAAACGUUUGCGAGCGAAAAUCCCGUUCGACGCGAACAAACUUUACUGCAGCGAAAUUCUUUCGAUAUUGCUACAGGACACGAACGAAAAUCGUAUCACGCUGGGCAAUAUAGACGGUAUCGAUGUGCUGCUACAGCAGCUAGCCGCCUACAAGCGGCACGAUCCGAGCUCGGCCGAGGAACAAGAGUUCAUGGAGAAUCUGUUCAACAGCCUGUGCUCAGCGCUGAUGGCGAAGGAGAACCGUGAAAAGUUCCUGAAAGGCGAAGGGCUACAGCUGAUGAAUUUGAUGCUACGUGAAAAGAAACUGUCACGCAAUGGUUCACUGAAGGUGCUGGACCACGCAAUGGCCGGACCGGACGGGCGUGACAACUGCAACAAGUUCGUCGACAUUCUUGGCCUGCGUACAAUCUUUCCACUGUUCAUGAAAACACCGAAACGCAGCAAGAAGCGACUGCUCAGCACGGACGAGCACGAGGAGCAUAUCGUGUCGAUUAUUGCCAGCAUGCUGCGCAACUGCAAAGGAUCCCAGCGACAGCGGCUGCUGUCCAAAUUUACCGAGAAUGAGUUCGAAAAGGUGGAACGUUUGAUGGAACUGCAUAGGAAGUAUCUGGAAAAGGUGGAAACGAUGGACCGGGAAAUUGAUCAGGAAAUGCAAAUCGACGAAGACGACGAGCAGAACGAUGAUGUGGUGUACGUGAAGCGUCUGUCAGGCGGUCUCUUUACACUGCAGCUGGUCGAUUACGUGAUACUCGAAAUCAGCUGCAUGGAUGUCGUGAAGCAGCGCGUCCUAAAGAUACUGAAUCUGCACAACGGUUCGAUGAAAAUGAUACGCAACAUUAUGCGCGAGUAUGCUGGUAAUUUGGGCGAUGCUAGCGAUAGCGAUUGGCGCGAACAAGAGCAGGCCCACAUACUGCAGCUCAUCGAUCGUUUCUAG
Messenger RNA from Anopheles marshallii, 1716 nucleotides. RefSeq names its product beta-catenin-like protein 1. The coding region runs from base 1 to 1716 and encodes 571 amino acids. The transcript has 3 exons. Gene Ontology annotation, cellular component: spliceosomal complex. Lineage: Eukaryota; Metazoa; Arthropoda; Insecta; Diptera; Culicidae. The record is from RefSeq and is a predicted model, not a curated record.